ACUUAGCUCUCCGCGUAAAGCUCCUGGACACCAGAAGGGCACCGCACAGUUUCCGCUUCUGCUUCUCCGCUCUCUCAAGAUCAGAACUGAUUUAAAAAUUAAAAAAAAAAAAAACACAUCAAACCUCGAGGGUUUAAUUAAACGACCGGAAAACAGCAAGUGAUCUUAGGUGUUGUUUAAUUCAUUCGUUCACUGUUAGGCUAUGUAUUUUUGCUCCCAGUAGUGCGUUUAUUUUUUUUUACCUACCAGCUUGAACUAAUGCAUCGCACCAGGGACGCGAAGAGACGGUUCCUUUUUUUAAAGAGUAAGCAAUGAGUAAAGCACAUAAAGGAUACAGUGGGAGCUAACUGUGGAUGAUCUUGGAUUUAACAGCCGCUUCCCGUGAAAACAAAGAUUCUGAAACUUAUGGCGUGAAGGGCCCAUUCUUGGCCUUUGUCACUCACAGCUAAUGGAUGUCUUUACCCAGUAUGCCUACAAUGACAGUUUCUAUGAUAAUGGAACAUGGAGCUUCAACGAUACAGACCAAGAGCAGAAGCACCCCUACAACUACUACGCCAUGCUGCUUACUUUGCUCAUCUUCGUCAUCGUCUUCGGCAACGUGCUGGUGUGUAUGGCUGUGUCCAGGGAAAAGGCUCUGCAGACCACCACAAACUACCUGAUCGUCAGCUUGGCUGUCGCUGACCUUCUGGUGGCCACACUUGUUAUGCCCUGGGUCGUCUACUUAGAGGUGGUGGGAGAGUGGCGCUUUAGCAAGAUCCACUGUGACAUCUUUGUCACUCUGGAUGUGAUGAUGUGUACAGCCAGCAUCCUCAAUCUCUGUGCCAUCAGCAUUGAUCGCUACACGGCAGUUGCAAUGCCAAUGCUGUACAAUACCCGCUACAGUUCUAGGAGACGGGUCACGGUGAUGAUCUCUGUGGUUUGGGUACUAUCUUUCGCCAUAUCCUGUCCCCUGUUGUUUGGCCUAAAUAACACAGCUACUCGUGAUGAGUCUCUCUGUGUGAUCGCCAAUCCAGCCUUUGUGGUGUACUCUUCCAUUGUGUCCUUUUAUGUACCCUUCAUCAUCACUCUGCUCGUUUAUGUCCAAAUUUAUGUGGUCCUGAGGAAGCGCAGAAAACGCGUCAACACAAAACCCAAGCAGCGUGUCUCUCAGGCUGCUGACCCUGAUAUGGCCACCUCACUAAAGGAUAAGUGCACUCAUCCAGAGGAUGUGAGGCUGUGCACCAUGAUUGUUAAAACUAAUGGGAGUUUUCCUGUCAACAAGAAGAAAGUGAUAUUCAUCAAAGAUGUGGUCAAUGAGGGAGAAGAUCUGGAGCUGGAUGAGCUGAAUAACAGUGGAAGCAGUGUGAAGCAGAAGCAGCAGAUACAAGGUGCUCUUGGAGACACUCCAGCCACAAGCCAUCAGCUAUUGAUGCCCAACAAGGCCAGUGCUAGCCCCAUCUCGACACCCCCCACGCCCCACAAGGAGGGCCAGAAAGCAGAAAAGAACGGCGAUCCUGCCAAGGAGACCUUGGGCGAUCCGGCACCCAUCGUAGCCAAAGCCUUCCAGACACAGGCCUUACCUAAUGGCAAGACUCAGACUUCUGUGAAAACCAUGAGCAAGAGAAAGAUCUCCCAGCAAAAGGAAAAGAAGGCUACCCAGAUGUUAGCCAUCGUCCUUGGUGUAUUCAUUAUAUGCUGGCUGCCGUUUUUCAUCACACAUAUCUUGAACACCCACUGCACCAAAUGCAAGGUUCCUGCCGAGAUGUAUAACGCUUUCACCUGGCUGGGCUAUGUGAAUAGUGCUGUAAAUCCCAUCAUAUACACCACCUUUAAUGUUGAGUUCAGAAAGGCAUUCAUUAAGAUCUUGCACUGCUGAGCUGCAACAUCACUUAUCUGAUCAGACUGAAGGAGAAGUGAUGAAUGAAAGCAUAUCCUGUGGCAAAUACCUCAUCCUCUUAAGGAAAAUACACCACAUGGGGAAACUGCGAUCUGCUCAUUUAAAGUUAGUUAAGUGACUGAAAAAAACCAACAAAAAAACUGGCUUUGUCUUCUUGAAAGGCGUCUUGGAUCUAUAUGUUAAAUUUCGUGUGGAGUCCCGUUCUCCAAAUCACUGAAUGUAAAACAAGAAAUGUCUGUAACGAUGACCUGUUUUAUGGAGAGAGAAAAAAAAUGACAUUGUUCUCUGACAUCAUUGUGCUUGUCAUGUAAGGAGCCAUCUGUGUAUACCACACACAUGCAAACUGCUAUUUAUUGUAUGUGUACUUUAUGUUUUAAUCAUAGAUGUUUUCUGCAAAUCUUAAAGAUAUCGAGUCAGUGUUCAUUGCAGUGUUAAAAUGGAAAACAAUUCACUGAUUAGAUUCACUGAUUGUCUGAAAGACACGGUAUAAUUUACUUGCUGUAUGAUGCGGCCAUGCCAAUAUCUGCAUUUUAGCAAUUUUAUAAAUAAAUAUCUAUUAUAAUUACUAAUGCUAUUAUUAUUAUUAUUUGCUGUACAUAGUUUUUCUUAAUACAUUUAUUGUGAUUAUAUGGCUGCAAUAGAAAUGUGAUGCAUGCUACACUGCUCCUCUACUUGAAAUGCAUGUUUAACAAUAAAUUGCAAAAGAUCUCGAAUAAAUGAAGUUAAGAUACCGUGUGAAGUGCCACAUGAAUAUCACCGCUCACUGUGUGUAUACAAAUACACUUAUAACUGACUGGUCAUUAUUCAAAAGCUUCUCUGUUAUUCCUAGGACUGAUCUGCAGUUUGAGUACUGUUGUUUACUGGAACCAACACCAAGCUCUGCUGCAGAGGAGUUGUUCCAUUAAAACUAAUGACUAGUAUGUGGACUUUGCAGCUUCCAGGUAUAAUCAUGUGGAUAUGUGCAACCCAGCCCUGAAGCCACUCCCUGGGGCCUUUGCUGAGCAAGAAUGGGGUGAAACUGAAAUAAUAGCUACCGCAAUAGAUCUAUACAACUAAUACAACUACAGUGUUUGGAGUGAUGAUCUCAUUUUAUAUUUUCAGUAUAUACGCACACACAGAGGUACCGGACUGACUCGCUAUGUGCCACUGUUUGAAUAGCCUCAGUCCUAAUGAACAGGUGGGAAAAGGGAGUUCACGUCUGAAGAUGAGAUCAAAAUGAAGCGUAAACAACACUCCAGCUUAUUCUUUAGUAAUGAACACUGACUGAAUUUACUUGUUAUUACUGUGUGUUAUUCUUUUCAUUGUUGUUAUUCAUGUUUAGUUAUUUAAAACACAACUUUGAGUCAGUUUGAUGCCUCUGUGCGUCUGCUACAGAUCUCAUUUUUGAAUAUUUCUUUUUCUUUAAAGGGCACGCUGUGUUACAAGUCAUUGGGAAACUAAAUAUUUGUGGGCGCCAUGGUUUGCCACUAAACCGUGGUAUCUAUGUGUGACAAACUGAC
This is a messenger RNA of Pelmatolapia mariae (spotted tilapia), 3375 nucleotides long. RefSeq names its product dopamine receptor D2a (gene drd2a). The record is from RefSeq and is a predicted model, not a curated record. Gene Ontology annotation, molecular function: dopamine neurotransmitter receptor activity, coupled via Gi/Go; G protein-coupled receptor activity. Gene Ontology annotation, biological process: negative regulation of voltage-gated calcium channel activity; adenylate cyclase-activating adrenergic receptor signaling pathway; negative regulation of synaptic transmission, glutamatergic. The coding region runs from base 449 to 1855 and encodes 468 amino acids. Gene Ontology annotation, cellular component: presynaptic membrane; glutamatergic synapse; plasma membrane. NCBI's taxonomy places the organism in Eukaryota, Metazoa, Chordata, Actinopteri, Cichliformes, Cichlidae. The transcript has 8 exons.